AUGCCGCACAAGAGGAUAGAUUACGACGCGAUCGUCAUUGGUGCCGGCUUCAGCGGUAUCAGGUCCCUCUGGGAAUUACGGAACCGGGGCCAGUCCGUCAAGUGUUUCGACGCGGCACAAGAUGUAGGAGGAACCUGGUACUACAAUCGCUAUCCCGGGUCCCGGACGGAUGGCGAGGCUUGGGUUUACAUUUUCAAUUUUACCCCGGACUUGCUCGAGGAAUGGAACUUUAAAGAAAGAUAUCCGACACAGGAAGAAAUUCAACAAUACUUGGGUCGUGUUGUGGACCGCUACGAUCUGCGAAGGUAUAUCGAAUUUGGUACACGAGUCGCGUCCGCACGCUACAGUGACAGUGAGAGAAUCUGGACGAUCACCACGGCUAAUGGAGUGUCCACUACCUGUCGCUACUUUCUCCCGGCCACGGGAAACUUGUCGGUUCCCAAAGUUCCGGAUUUCCCGGGACUCCAGACAUACACCGGCGAGUGGUACCAGGCGUCCACCUGGCCUGCACACAAGGUGGAUAUCCAAGGAAAGCGUGUCGCCAUUGUGGGCACGGGUUCCACAGGCGUCCAUCUCAUUCCUAAACUUGCGCCCGCCGCCCAGGAACUGACUGUGUUUCAACGCACACCGAACUACGUGCUUCCUGGGCGCAAUUAUGCCAUCGAUGAGUACCAGGUCGUCGACAUCAAGAAGAACCACGAUACCACUUGGGAAAUGGCAUCGAUGAAUCUCGCCGGCCACGCCUGCAGAGCAUCUGGGAGAACCCUCAAGGGGACGGACCCCGACCAGAUCCGACAAGUCUUCGACGAUGGCUGGGAACGCGGCAUUUUUAACUUCCAGAUGGAGACAUUUGAUGAUGUGUUUAUGGACCCCGAGACCAACGAGCAGUGCGCGGAAUUCAUCCGCCAGAAAAUUCGCGCCAUCGUGAAGGACCAGAAGAAGGCAGAGAUCCUGUGUCCCAAAUAUCCGUUCGGUGCCAAGCGUCCGCCGUCCGGACAUCACUACUUUGAGACCUUCAAUCGACCCAACGUCAAACUGGUCGACAUCAGUCGAGACGAGAUUGAGCUGUGCGAGAAAGGAAUUCGGAUUAGCUCCGGUGCGGAAUACGAGUUUGAUAUGAUCAUUUUUGCGGUAGGAUUCGAUGCCGGUACGGGGGCGCUGAACCAAAUGGAGAUUACUGGUAGCCAUGGAGAAUCCUUAAAGCAACAUUGGAGCGACAGACUGGGCACUUUCGCUGGUGUGCUGGUCAAUGGAUUUCCCAACAUGUUCAUCGUUUGCGGCCCUCACAUGCCGGCAGGCAAUCAGCCAGUGAUGCUCGAGAUCGCCAUGGAUUGGAUCGGCAAAACGAUUGGUCACAUGGAUAAUAACAAGCUGGCGACUGUUAAUGUCACUGAGAAAGCUGUGGAUGCAUGGACGGACCAUGCUGACGGGCUGUGGAAUUCUGUCUGGAUCUCCAAGCCCGCCACCGAGCACCGCUCUUGGUUCGUUAGCACCAGUAUCCCGGGCAAGCCUGCUAAAGUUAUGUUUUACUUUGGCGGCGUCCAAGGGUGGAAGUCGUGGCUCGACAGAGAGCUGAACACGGAAUGGUCCGGUAUGGAGUUUACUGCUCGCACAGUCACGGACGAAGAUGAGGAUACUGCUCCAGUGGAAGAAGAUACCUUCGGUCAGGCGACCUCCGUGGGCGGAGUCCCAAUUACUGCGGAGGUGCUGGAGUCGGUUGUCAUGCCCAUGCAAUCUGAUGACAUUGGAAUGUCCGCGGCCGAAAAAUUCAACGUCGGCUCGGCAGCCUGUGCCCGGUAUAUCGACUGGGCUGUCAAGGAGGUGCAGGACCGCGAACUGGUCGUGAAACAGGACCACCGAGUCCGCUGGUGGAAGGUGAUGCAAGGGUUUUUAGAGUCCGAGUCAGGACAGGCGCUUAUUGAGCAGAGCCCAAGCACCAAGGAAGACCUACAAGCGCUCACUUCGAAACUGGGCAUCGAAGGCGAAGCGAUAUCCCGCAUUGGGCCAGAGAUAGUUCGCAUGUUGACCGGCCAAACCAAUUCGCUUUUCCAUAUGCUCAGAGAUAACCUCCUAUUCCGGAUGUAUCUUUCCGACGAGGGCGCCAGACCCAACAGAUACGUGGCCGAAUAUGCUAAGAUACUCACCAGUCGUAAGAAAGGCCUAAGGAUCCUAGAGGUCGGCGCUGGCACAGGAGGUACGACCUUCCAAGUGCUGAACGCAUGCAGUCCGAACGGUGAAUCCUUCUGUUCGCAGUAUAUGUAUACAGACAUCUCACAUGGCUUCUUUAAGACGGGUCAAAGUACCCUGAAAGUUUGGGACGGUCUGCUCACAUUCAAAACUCUAAACGUGGAAAAUGACCCCGCCAAGCAAGGAUUCGAAGAGCACUCAUAUGACUUGAUCAUUGCGGCGAACGUCGUACACGCGACGAGGUCGCUCACUAAGUCAUUGGGUAACAUUCACAAGCUGCUGAAGCCCGGCGGUGUGCUCGGACUGGUCGAACUGACUCGUUUAACCCCUUACUUCAACAUGGCUUUUGGUCCGCUGGCUGGCUGGUGGCUUGGUGUCGAUGAGGGUAGAACGGAGAGCCCCCUGCAAUCUGCAGAGCAAUGGAACAAGCAGCUGAAAAAGGCUGGCUUCUCUGGCGUCGAUCUAGCAGCUUACGAUUUGCCAGAACCAGAAAGACAUAGUGCUCUUCUGUUGUCUACUGCUCUCGCGGCUCCUGGUGGGAUUUAA
This is a messenger RNA of Aspergillus affinis, 2733 nucleotides long. RefSeq names its product bifunctional monooxygenase/methyltransferase psoF (gene psoF). Gene Ontology annotation, molecular function: flavin adenine dinucleotide binding; NADP binding; N,N-dimethylaniline monooxygenase activity. The record is from RefSeq and is a predicted model, not a curated record. The transcript has 2 exons. Lineage: Eukaryota; Fungi; Ascomycota; Eurotiomycetes; Eurotiales; Aspergillaceae. The coding region runs from base 1 to 2733 and encodes 910 amino acids.